UUUUUUCUUCUUCUUGUGUGUAGAGCCUUUAAACUUGUUGUUUGGUGGGAAAUUGAAAAAGAAGAGAGAAAGUUGGGGUUGAGGUUCAUUGGUGGUACCAAUUUCAUACUACAAAUUCAUGGUCGUUUGACAUAUGAGCAACUAUGUGAGGUGAUCAACAAGAAUCUACGAGAAGAAGAUGUAGAGGGCACAAUAACUUCCUUUACAUUUAGAUUGCCAUAAUUGCAAAGAAAUGGUAAAUUUUAUCACUAUGGUAUUUCGGUUAUGGAUGAUGUUGGAGUUGAUAUGAUAACAUAUUUUAUGGCGCGAAAUCCAAAUCGCGAGUUUGCUGAAAUAUGUGUCGAGUUUGCUAGUCAUCUUGAAGAGGAGGAUGAUACGUAUAGUAUGCGCUCGAGUAGUGUCCAUAGUGAGCCAGAUGAUCUUAUGGAUGAGGGCAAUGAGGAUGAGGAUGAUGGUGAUGAUGUUGAUGAAGGCGAGCAUCGAGUUGUGAUCGAAGGAGCUUGUGCUAUGUCAAAUGUAGAGACAUAUGUUCCCGCAACACAUUAUUUUGUGCUCCCUGAAGACUAUGACAACGAGAUGAGAGUUGACUCUUACGGAGAUAUGAAUGAUGAUCUAGGAUGCCGCCCGGGACAAGAAUUCUACAUUGGCCAGAUAUUUUGUUCAAAAGAAGCUGCACAGAGGGCCUUGAAUCUUUACGCGAUGGAACGUAACUUCUAAUUUAGAGUGGUAGAGUCAACACCAAAACUUUGGAAGGUGAAAUGCUACAACUACAAGGAGAGCAAUUGCACAUGUAUGGUUCGAGUUGCCUCCAAAGACGCUAGCGGUGAUUGGAUAAUUAAAAAGGCAAAUUUCG
Messenger RNA from Linum trigynum, 853 nucleotides. NCBI's taxonomy places the organism in Eukaryota, Viridiplantae, Streptophyta, Magnoliopsida, Malpighiales, Linaceae. The record is from the annotation of a GenBank genome assembly.